UGAGCAGUAUAGUUACAUGGCAGGUGUAUCUAGAAGGCAGGACCAGACGAAGAACUGACGUGCAAUUGCCAUGCUAUCAUUGCUUGCCAUUGGACUCCUCGGUCACGCCAUUCUGAUGACCUCCGCUUCCGGUACUUGUGAACGGAUGAUGGACUCCGCUGACUCACGAAUUCCCCAAGGCAUGCCCAUGGCUGACUUUGAUUUCUGGGUGGUCAACCGGACAUUUGGGGAACUAUACUACGCGAUGUCCAUUCCCCCUUUAUACAUACCGGAUAUUAACUACCUUCAAAUAAUCAAGAGGGUAAAUGAAUCAUACUACGAGGAAGUCGCCAUUGGUGAAACGCCCAGUUCGCCAAAGCAGUGCAAUAGUUAUGUGUUUCCUUGGUUACGAGCUAGUUCGACACGCGCAAGCUUCCACAGGAACGGUAAACCAGACAAUAUCUUUGUUGUGUUCUCUUCUUGUCCCAAGAAGUAUAUAUGGGUAUAUCGAUGCACACAGUGCACGGGAUCGUCUCGAUGCAGUCUUUCCCACACUUUCCUCGGCUUGUUCAUCUACGAAGGAACAUCUGAUUUCGGCUCGCCAAGCUACUUGGAUGACCUUCCUCUGCAGGAUAUGCUCAUGGAUUUGUGUCCUACACGUGUGAAGUUUGGGGUCGAAGAAUUCAAAUGGUUCUACUCGUAUGGAAAAAACACCCUAUGCGAUCCGAUGCGAAUAUAGUCCCAAGGUAUGAUGUGACGGAUUUAUUGCAUUCCAUGGGCAAACAAUUUAGCAAUUUUAUCAAAGAAGUUUCUACACACCUUUUUCAGAAUUUAAUUACAAUAGUAAACACUUCUGGAAUAUUUGUCAACAAAUUUAACAGUUAUGUAUUUGUAUAUUUUCUUAUUGGAACAGAUCCUGUUUAAAUACCGUGUGAAUUUACGUUUUAAAGUCCGAUAUUAUAUUAUUAUUAUUAUUUUAACAAACUAACUACUUCUGUCUAUACAAAAUACUAUUUGAGUUUAAAAAAAUACUAAUGUCUUAAACACACAACACAAUAAACGAUGAUAGGUCAUGGGUCAUUUCGGACCCCGAUGUUUGUUCCAUAUUUACGAUAAAUUCUAUAUAAACAAGAUUAUUUUGACACUAUUUUCAUAAUUUAUUUGUUAUUGAGUCAAUCAUUAUUAAUAAAUGUUAAAGUGUAUACUGGAUCAUAUAUCGCUCCAUUUUGUUUUCAAUUACCAAAAUAUAUUGAUGUAAUUACCAUUUGAUUAAUCGAUACUGAAUUAUCAAGUAAAUGUAAUUAAUACACAUGUUUAGAAAUUAUCCGCGAGAGUUAAUGAAAACUAUUGUAUACAUCAACUACGAGCAUUUGAACAAGCUUUGUUAUACUCAUCAUUUGUAUUGAACAUUGUUUUCUCACGCUAUGGCCAUUAAUUCACUUGAGAACAUUCCCACGAAUAACAGCAUGUCUAUCGCCAUGUUUUACUUUCAUAGUCCGAAUACCAUCUGCUGGAGUUUAGUCGUAAAAAAACGGAACACACCGAAACUAAUUUAACUAUAAGACGUCACAUAGCAUAUAUGUUUAAUAUGCAUUUCCCUACAUUAUUUUAAGAUGAAAACACUUGGGAGAAUUUGUAAAUGCCAGGUCGGAUUGAUUCACUGGUUUAAAAGUCAGCUGCAACAGUUUGCAUCAUUUAAACACAAAUGUAUCCGGAAAUGUAAGCGCACAUAAUACCGUAGUGUAGUAACCUAAUAUUAUUUAAAUUUCAAUUUUAGGAUUUAAAACAAUAAAGUGUUGUGUGUUGGCUAAUAAAAAUGAGCAUGUCUUUAUGUGGAUACCAAUAACAUUA
Molecule: messenger RNA, 1830 nt
Organism: Dreissena polymorpha
Lineage: Eukaryota; Metazoa; Mollusca; Bivalvia; Myida; Dreissenidae
Exons: 5
Coding region: 71-718 (215 amino acids)
Source: RefSeq, a predicted model, not a curated record